AUGCUUUGUAGCCAUCCCAAUAUUCUACGCUUGAAAGGAUACUUUCAUGAUAAGGAACGAGUUUAUAUCAUACUGGAAUAUGCAGACGGUGGUGAACUGUACAAUCGUUUAAAGAAGAAGGGGAGGCUAGAAGAAGCUGAAGCUGCACGGUAUGAAAAUGCUUUCAGUUAUGUCCGUCAACUAGCAGAUGCUUUGAGUUACUGCCAUGCCAAACGAGUAAUCCAUCGUGAUAUCAAGCCUGAAAAUAUAUUACUUGAUCAGAAGGGAAAUGUCAAAAUAGCGGAUUUCGGCUGGGCUGUGGUAUCCUCUUACUCCCGUCGACAAACCGUUUGUGGAACAUUAGAUUACUUACCCCCGGAAAUGAUUAGUGGCAGAUCGCAUGACCAUACUGUAGGUUUCGAUUUAAGACAUACCUGGACUUGUUGUUUUCGAUAACA
This is a messenger RNA of Strongylus vulgaris, 437 nucleotides long. NCBI's taxonomy places the organism in Eukaryota, Metazoa, Nematoda, Chromadorea, Rhabditida, Strongylidae. The record is from the annotation of a GenBank genome assembly.